Molecule: messenger RNA, 1274 nt
Organism: Drosophila sulfurigaster albostrigata
Lineage: Eukaryota; Metazoa; Arthropoda; Insecta; Diptera; Drosophilidae
Gene: Ythdf
Product: YTH domain-containing family protein
Exons: 8
Coding region: 169-1140 (323 amino acids)
Source: RefSeq, a predicted model, not a curated record
GCUAUAUCAAAUUGUAUGGGUCUGUGUAAUUUACACAUUUAAGUGUAGUGUGCAGUUCUACAUGUCGAAAACGCGUAUUUUAAUUUAUUAAAACACUCAAUUUCAAUACUUAACCUGUUAAUUAAUUAAUUAUUUUUUUGCACACAAAGAAGCUGAAUUCGGCAGCAAAUGUCAGGCGUGGAUCAGAAAUUAUCAGGAACUGCAGUGAAAUCUGUUGGAGAGCGCACUAUACCAUGGAGCCAACAAGUUGAUGAGGCAUCGUAUGAAAACUUAUCUUCUCCAGCCAAUGAUGAUAACUCUGGUAAUCAAAGCUCAAUGCAAUUCCAAUUUCCGCCAUUCAAUGUGAAAGAAAAUAAUAUUACAUCAUUAAGCCACACAGGGAAAGGACGUAAAACAUCUCACAAUAAUGACACAAAGCUGAAAUAUGGAAAUUCAAGCAGUUUUAAUAACUCAAAGAGAGAAAAUCAACAAAUAAAUGCAUGGAAUUCAAGACGUUUUUUUGCAGAAAAGAUUAAUGAAAAUGGCGAUGAUCAAUCAAUCAGUCAGUUCGACACACGUACAAGGGAAUCUGUCCAUGAAGUUAAGGCACACGCCGCCAUCACUGUCCCGAAGAAGAUGACAUGGGCUUCAAUUGCUUCGCAGCCAGCUAAACUAACUUCAAAAACAACAUUUGCCAGUUCCAGCAAUAAAAAAAAAGGUCCGGGUAUGCCACCGCCACCAAUGGUACCGGGCAAGCAUAAUUUAGAUGUUAAUGUGUGGGACUUGCCCGACAGUAAUCCUCCACCUCCUUUACCAUCCCCGCCGAUACCCAUUGAAUUGACCAGUUCGGAUAUUCAUUUUUCUACAUCGACUAAAGAAGAAUCCACACAAUCUGUUGGCGGACGAUCUGAAAAAGAUGACCGUUUUGAGGUUGAACCUAGCAACCUCAAUGUGUGUAGCACAAAACCGUUAACAAUAGGACAAUCUCGCAAAAAUUGGGCAUCCCUUCAGCAGCAGCAAGCUACCGAUGCACGUCAGACUAGUGGUGCAUCAGCGCAGCCAAUUCGACGUAUUGUAGCUACAAGUACUCAUAAUCGAUAUUCAGAUCGUAGGGGAAACUUCACUGGUCAUCAUCGACAUGAUUUUGAGAAAAAACAUUAAGCAUGAAUAUAAUGAUGAAAGUAAUCCAAGAGCUGCGGCGCCGAAUACGUCUAUAAUAGAAGAAGUGGUUGCUGAUCCGCAAAUAUUAUUGGAUGAAUUAAAGGACAAAAACAAUUAUAAUCCAACUGAAAUUG